AUGGAAAAGUUUUCUUUUUUGUUUCAUUUUGCUCUUUUCUUAUUUCUCCUCUGCGGAGUAUCUUUCGCAUUGGACAGCAUAAAUCCAUCCCAGUCCAUCAGUGAUGGAAGAACCUUGGUUUCUAAAGAAGGAAUUUUUGAGUUUGGUUUCUUCACUCCAGGCAAUUCCACCAAUCAUUACUUGGGAAUUUGGUACAAGAAAAUCCCAGUUCAAACAGUUGUUUGGGUCGCAAACAGAUGCAACCCGAUCAAUGAUUCUUCUGGCAUGUUGACCAUAAACAGCGCAGGCAAUCUUGUGCUCUCAAAUAGGAAUACGAGUACUGUGGUUUGGUCUACGAGUUUAUCGACACAACCCCAGAAACCAAUAUUAGAGCUUCUAGAUUCCGGGAAUCUUGUUGUGAGAGAUGAGGAAGAUAAAAACUCGGAGACCUAUUUGUGGCAGAGCUUUGAUUAUCCUUGUGAUACGUUGUUAUCGGGGAUGAAGCUGGGAUGGGACUUAAAGAAGGGUCUUAAUUGGCAGUUAUCAGCAUGGAGGAAUUGGGAUGAUCCCUGUCCUGCAAAUUUCACUUACGGGGUUGACCUUGAAGCAAAACUUCAUACCUGCCCUCAAAUAGUAAUAAGGAAGGCGAAUGCCAAGUUUUAUCGAACUGGUCCAUGGAAUGGUCUUACUUUCAGUGGCGCGCCAGAAUUAAAGCCUAAUCAAGUCUUCGAUUAUGGUUUUAUUUUCAAUGAUGAUGAGGUAUAUUAUACGUACAAGCUUAAGGAUAAUUCGGUUAUCUCAAUCUUAGUUCUGAACCAAACGUCUAGCCUGCGUUACCGCCUUACAUGGGUGGAUAGUGAGCAAAAAUGGAAUACUUACUCUUCUGCGCCUAGAGAUAAUUGCGAUUUCUACGGCAAAUGUGGAGCUAAUGGAAAUUGUGUCAUCUCCGGUAAUCCAAUCUGCCAAUGUCUUGAUGGAUUCAGGCCCAAGUCUCAAGAAAAAUGGAAUUUAACAGACUGGUCUGACGGAUGUGAACGGAUUAAUCCACUAAGCUGCUUGGAGAAAGAUAAAGAUGAGUUUGCUAAAUUUACUGGCUUGAAAUUGCCAGAUACAACAUAUUUUUGGGUGAACAAAAGUAUGAAUCUAAAGGAAUGCAAGGCCAAAUGUUUGAGCAACUGUUCUUGUACCGCUUAUACAAACUCUGAUGUGAGAGGACAAGGCAGUGGUUGUGCCAUGUGGUUUGGUGAUCUGAUAGAUAUUAGGUAUUUUCAAUCUGAUGGGCAAGAGUUAUUUGUUCGCGUGUCACGCUCAGAGUUAGGUAAGGGCUUAAUUUUUACACAAAUUAAUGGGAGAGCUGAUAAGGCAAGAGUGGUAAUAGUUACAGUCGUAGCUGUCCUUGGAGGUGUUUCUGGCAUGCUCUUAUUGGGUUAUUUCAUUUUCAGAAGGAGGAGACUUUUGGAAGAAACAGUAAGUCAGAAUUCAGAUGAAGCUGAAGAUGAAGUUGAAGAUAAAGACUUGGAGCUUCCUUUAUAUAACCUGUCUGAUAUGGCGGCCGCGACUAAAAAUUUUUCAGAUGACAAUAAGAUUGGAGAAGGUGGUUUUGGACCCGUAUACAAAGGUAUGUUAAAAGAUGGACAAGAAAUCGCUGUGAAAAGGCUUUCAUUCAAAUCUGACCAAGGAGCAAAUGAGUUCAAAACUGAAGUGAAGCUAAUUUCCAAGCUUCAGCAUCGAAAUUUAGUAAGGCUUCUCGGUUGCUGCAUUGAAGGAAAAGAGAAAAUGCUGGUUUAUGAAUAUUUGCCGAACCGAUCUCUAGACUAUUUCAUUUUUGAUCAAAAGCAUGGAAAAUUGUUAGAAUGGAGGAAACGUUUCAACAUUAUAGUUGGUAUCGCCCGGGGCCUUCUCUAUCUUCACCAGGAUUCAAGGCUCAGAAUAAUACACAGAGAUCUUAAAGCGAGUAAUAUUUUACUUAACGGUGAGAUGAAUCCGAAAAUUUCCGACUUUGGCUUGGCCAGAAUAUUUGGCGGAGAUCAGAUGGAAGAUCAGACAAAAAGAGUGAUAGGAACAUAUGGCUAUAUAGCACCAGAAUACGCUGUCGGCGGCCUAUUCUCAACAAAGUCAGAUGUAUUCAGUUUUGGUGUCCUGGUGUUGGAGAUUGUAAGUGGGAGAAAAAGUAGUAGCUUUCAUCUCAAAAACCAUGGUGGUACCCUCGUUGGAUAUGCAUGGAAUUUGCUGAAAGAAGGCAGUUCAUUUGAAUUGGUUGAUGGGUACCUAAGGGCUACUUCACACCUCAAUCGAAAGGAAGUUUUGCGUUGCAUUCAUAUCGGUCUCUUAUGCGUCCAACAAAGUCCUGCGGAUAGACCCGAUAUGUCAUCUGUCAUUCUGAUGUUGGGUAGUGCGGCUGAAAUGCCUCAGCCUGAACAACCUGGAUAUUUCAUGAAGAUGGAUUCACCGAGCAGAUAUGAUCACUUACCUGCGAUGCCCGAAUCAUCUUCCACAAACGAGAUAACCAUAUCACAGCUCGAGCCUCGAUAA
This is a messenger RNA of Morus notabilis, 2511 nucleotides long. RefSeq names its product G-type lectin S-receptor-like serine/threonine-protein kinase At4g27290. The record is from RefSeq and is a predicted model, not a curated record. Gene Ontology annotation, molecular function: ATP binding; protein serine/threonine kinase activity. The coding region runs from base 1 to 2511 and encodes 836 amino acids. The transcript has 7 exons. NCBI's taxonomy places the organism in Eukaryota, Viridiplantae, Streptophyta, Magnoliopsida, Rosales, Moraceae. Gene Ontology annotation, biological process: recognition of pollen; protein phosphorylation.